AUGGCGCGCUUGAACGAGCCGCCGGUUGCUCCUCAGCCGUCGGCCGACAACAUGGAAGUUGUCAAGCGUCGCUUUCUGCGGCAGAACCGCGAGCUUGCCAAGACCAACUCACAGCAGUCGAUGCGCAUCCGCACCCUCGAAAGCGACUGCUCACGCCUCCUCGCCGAGAACCUGGCCCUCCGCGAACGCGCCAUGCACCUCCAGCACACAGUCGACAAGCACGCCAGCAGCCUGUCGUUCGAAAGCAUCGACGCAGUCAAGUCGCAGUUGGAGGCCAAGAUGCAGGAGCUCGGGAGCCUGGUGGCUUCGCUGGGACAGCCGCGGCAGGGCGAGCAACGGCGCAAGAGCCAGCCGUUGGCACGGCACCGACCGCAGGAGAGGCUGUUCAGGAGCGGGCUGUGCAUCCAGGAAGUCGAGGACCGCAUGAUGCCCACCAUUGACGAAGGCAAAGGCUACCCGCGACGCACCAUGAAUGCAGAUGAGAUCCGGAACAUGCUGGAAGACCCCGAGAGCCAGUCGCCGGACAUUGGCCCUCCACCCACGUCGAGCUUUGAAGCCGAGGAGCCUAUCGCAUUCGAUCCUAAUCCUUCCCCAGACGAACCCAUGCAAGAUGUCGCGGCAGAAGACGAGCCUGCGUUGCCAAUGCAUCUAGAAACGCGGAAGAAGCGCAGAGAAAGCGGGCCUAAGCUGAACAUCCGUCGUAUAUCUGUCUUCGAAUCGCCUGAAGAGACCAUGGAGAAGACGGCCAAGCCUGUGCGCACUGGAGCUAAGAGGAAGUUCAGUGUACAGGAGGACGAAGACCGACCACAAGCACAGGACGAGCAGUUCAGCUCCAAUCGCAGAAAUUCGCACCAACCAGAGACAGAUGCAGCGGGCGAGGAGUCUAGAGCUGUAAUGCCAGUGCGGCCAAUCCUCAGCAGCAAACCUGUCAACACCGACCCAUUGCUUUCUCCCAAGAAACAACGGUCGUCUAUGAAAGAGCAGGACAAACCACAGAAGAAGAAGCUGCCCAGCGUAAACCCUCGUGGACGCCAACGUCUUGCAGUCACUCGAACCAUCACCCCGCCUGAGCUCCCAUUGCUAUCAGCCCCCGAGCCUGUUCCUGUUGCUGAGAUCAAUCUCGACUCUCUUCCUCCAAAGACGCCUGCAGCAGACGCCGUCUUCUCUCCACCCUCCACAGAGCCUUCAGCAUCGCGGCCAGACAACAAGGACACUCCUCCGCCGGGCGACGUCAGCUCAGGAAACCAGACAGGACAGGCCGGACGACCUUCACGAAGAGCACGCCCACAAGUCAGCUACAAAGAGCCAAGUCUGGCCGUUAAAAUGCGCCGUGAUGGCAAAAUGGCAGACGCUAUUGUACCUCAAUCAGAGAGGCGGACGAGCGUGGAGGUGCAGUUGGCGCCUCUUACAACAGGGCGAGUGCCGAUCAAACGUGAGAUGGGAGAGGAAGAGGCCGAGGUUGGCAGUCCACUGCGACAGAAGCUCGAUAGACGUGACAACGCUUCGCCACCCAAGCUGUCUCAGUCGAACACAUCCACAACAUCCAGGGCCAUCUCGGCCCUGAUCGACGAGACGAGUACAGCAAGACGAAGAGUGUCUUCAAAUUUUGUCAAGAAAACUGCAGACGAGCCAACGUCCGAGUCAGUUGAAUUCAGCGCGCCACAAGAACCCAUCGUAAAGGAAGAGGUAGCCGAGAAGGACAACCUCGCCAUCUUUGACUUCACGGAGUCCUCGCCCGUGGACGCUGCACGCCCACGCACCACCGAUCUUGCCAGUGUAGCGCGCAGCGCUCGACGACACUCAUCCGUGCCCGCCUUGGCUACCAGCGAGUCUGAAAAGCCAGAAGGCACACUUCCCUCCCUGCACAAGCGCACGGGAAGUGGGACAAUCAAGAGUGGAGGCGCCACCAGCGUGGCAAAGAGCACGUCAGCCGCACGACUGAAUGCCAAGAAAGUGUCUGCACCAGUGUCCACAAGUGCAAGGGGCGAUGGUGCGGCAGCAGCAGCAGCAGCAGUCGAUGCCGAGAAGGCGAGUGUGACAAGCACACUCAGGGCGGAGAGGAUAGCUAGUCGAAGGAAGAGCAUGAUGCUCUAG
Ascochyta rabiei is the source of this 2094-nucleotide messenger RNA. RefSeq lists its product as uncharacterized. Gene Ontology annotation, biological process: meiotic chromosome segregation. Lineage: Eukaryota; Fungi; Ascomycota; Dothideomycetes; Pleosporales; Didymellaceae. The record is from RefSeq and is a predicted model, not a curated record. Gene Ontology annotation, cellular component: nucleus; chromosome, centromeric region. The coding region runs from base 1 to 2094 and encodes 697 amino acids. The transcript has 3 exons.